CCUGGUGUUUCCAAAACAGCCAAUGCAUCUGGAUAGACGGCAUUCGAACCGAGGAAGAAGACUUCCCCGUCCCGAAUGUCAGUCUUGGUUCUUUCCACAUCGUCCAGUCGAGACUCUCCUCCUCGACGUCUCGGUCGUCAUCGAUCAGCAACAUGGCUGUCAAACUCCUGGCAAGGCGUGGCAAGAGACCAAUGAUCAUCUUCAAAACAGUAAGCGUUGCCUUGAAUCGCCUCAGGCCAAGCUGCCGCCUUGCCCAGCCUUACGUGUUAGCUUUCCCUACCCUUCGAUUCCAUGAAAUCGCCCAAUGUUCUGACGGCAAAGUCUUGUUGCGAGGGGUGACCGAUGACCCUGGAGGAGCAGUAAGACCCCUUCAAAUAUGCCGUGAAACCAGGAAAGCUUUCUCUUCCUCUUUUUCGCUCGUUCUUGCAAAAACUAAUCAUCUGCUCCUGCCUGGCCAUCUGUCAAUACUCACUUGAACAUCUCUCCUUGCAACAAUGUUGUUCACAUCAGUGGCUCUUGCUGCUCUGGCUGGCACUGCUGUCUCGCAGCAGUUGACUUCGGUCCUCCAGAAUGCGACCGAGCUGUCGAACCUCACUACCUAUCUGGGACUGUUCCCUGAUUUCACUCAGACCCUCUCAGGCUUGCAGAAUAUCACUCUCCUCGCCCCCAACAACCAGGCAUUUGCAAAGUUCCUCAACUCAUCGGCUGGGGCUGCACUUGCGCAGAAUGACACCUCGAUGAUCCAAGCUGUCUUCAGCUACCAUGUGUUGAAUGGCACGUACAACAACUUCGACAACGUCAGCUUCGUCCGAACAAUGCUGCAACCUACUCAAUAUGCCAACGUCACAGGCGGCCAAGCGGUGGGCUUGUACGACGAGGAUGACGAGGAGUUCAUCGCUUCGGGCCUGCUGUCCAGAGCCAACCUCACUGGCACAUCCCUGAACUUUACUGGUGGAGUGGUCCAUGUCAUCGACAGCGUCCUCAUCAUCCCACAAAACAUCUCCGAGACUGCUGUGGAACUCAACCUCACCGCUGCUGUCGGUGCCCUCACCAACACGAGUCUCGCCGAAACGGUUGAUCACAUGACUGAUGUCACCUGCUUUAUUCCUAAUAACGCAGCUUUCCGAGCGAUUGGUUCUGCUCUGCCGAAUUUGACCAUGGAACAAUUGACAUCAAUUCUCCAAUAUCAUGUCGUCGAGGGUGUGGUCGGAUACAGCACUGAUCUUCAAAACGGAACGUCGUUGAAGACCGCCCAAGGCAACAACGUGACUGUCACGGUCGACGAUGGUGACGUCUUUGUCAACAGUGCCAAGGUUGUCAUACCAGAUGUUCUGGUUGCCAAUGGUGUGGUUCAUGUCAUUGACAACGUUCUCAACCCAGAGAAUGCAACGUCCACGUCAGAGCCAGACGACCGCGAGUCGGGCUCGCCUGCAUUCAGCGGCGCCAGCUCUGCCAGUGAUGUGCCGUACACUUCUGGAGUUCGAACUCCCACCAGCACUGUUGCUACCGAGUCAGCUCCAGGGGCCACAGCUGCCUCUUCCAGUAGCAGCAGUGGUGUUGCGGCCAUGCCAAUGAAGACUGGAGCCGUUGGCGCUGCAGCUUUAUUUGGCGGUGCGGCAUUGGUCAUGAAUAUGUAAUGUUCAGGAGAUGGUGGAGAGAUUAACGAAGGAUGCGGGAUUGACGUGGCACCAUGAGAGAUGAGGUUAGUUUAGUGUAGGCGGUAUCCGUACCGUAUGGCGAUGGCCCAUGGGAGGCCCGGGCCAUGGUGUAAGGAGAAGUCUAGAAGUCCCCCAACAAGUACUCCGUAUCUAGGUAUUUACUGUUAAGUACUAGGUACUCCAUACAAUACAAAAGUUGCCAUAUUUAAUUGGAG
Molecule: messenger RNA, 1873 nt
Organism: Exophiala oligosperma
Lineage: Eukaryota; Fungi; Ascomycota; Eurotiomycetes; Chaetothyriales; Herpotrichiellaceae
Exons: 1
Coding region: 495-1637 (380 amino acids)
Biological process (GO): macroautophagy
Cellular component (GO): fungal-type vacuole membrane
Source: RefSeq, a predicted model, not a curated record